Molecule: messenger RNA, 1227 nt
Organism: Acaulospora colombiana
Lineage: Eukaryota; Fungi; Glomeromycota; Glomeromycetes; Diversisporales; Acaulosporaceae
Source: the annotation of a GenBank genome assembly
AUGGAUUGGGUACCCCCAGAGCUUCUUAAGGACAUUGUUGACAAUUAUUUCUUCGCAAAUAUGUGGCACGACUGGACCCUUGUUGGAUUUCUUGAGACUAAGAGAAGUCAAAUCCUGGCUGGCCUUCAAAAGACAAAUGUGCAUCAUUCAUAUAAGAAAGGAUUACAAUUGAUUUUGGAUGCAGAACCGCCCGAAGACGUUUCCUUCGUCAUCAUGAAACAACUAACACAAAAAAUAACGGAAAGUGAAGAAGUCAAAAUGUUCUGGAAAGCAAUAACUGUUGAGAAGAAAUAUAGGGAACAGCUAACUAAUAUCAAAGCCAGUGCUUCGUUCGAAAGUGAUGUUCUCAAUGUUCGUGGGAAAAGAUUUGCUGAAGAAAUUGAUGAUGUGGUCCAACGAGAUGUAAAGAGAGUAGAACUUGGAAAUGACAUUGAAAAUAUUAGCACACCCACAAGAAUUAAAUUUAAUGCUCAAAGCAAAGAAGUAGAAAAUGGAGAAUACGAAAAAUUUAAUAUGAUAUCUUCUAAAGUUAUUCCGGGGUUUAAAUCCCUUAAAAAUAUUAUUAAUAUAAGAUAUCCUGAGAUAGUAAACGAGAUCGAAACUUAUGAGAAAGAACAGAAAAGGCUAACUAGCCUAGGAACAACUCUUAAGGUAUGGUUGCAAAAAACUUUAUCAUCAACCAUUUCAGAGGAGUUACAUAAAUACCUUAUGGAGCAAUUGCAAGGCGAAAAUAUCACAGACCGAGACAAGAAAUUACAUGAAAUAUUUGAGUUAACAUUAAAGGAAUUUUAUUUAAUGGUUAAAUAUAAUCCAAACCAUGCUCUUGUAAGACAUAAUUCAGAGAGAAAAUUUCUCGUUGAAAGGGUGUCAACACCUUUUAAACUCGUCGAAUAUGUGUUUGGAACCAUUAUGACAUACUGGAUUGAAAAAGAAAUAAUGUCAACAAAGGCAACAGAGUUCGUAGAUAAUCCAGUUGAUGAGCCAAUAUCCAAAAAAGCUGAUGCACUGGUCACAGAUCUUGCAUAUAAUAUAGACGUGAUGAAUAUGGAAUCAUCAGGAGGUCCCUUUCAACAAGAUAGAAAACAUACUCUCGAGGAUUCGGAAAAGAUAUCCAAUACUGGAGUAAACAUUCUUCUCACAAGUCUCCGAAAGUAUCUUGGUGCUAGUGUUGAGACCGCCAAGAAACUUAAAGCAUUCAAUAUUCAAAUCAAGAUCGAAUUACACUAA